Messenger RNA from Pelagomonas calceolata, 1411 nucleotides. The record is from the annotation of a GenBank genome assembly. NCBI's taxonomy places the organism in Eukaryota, Pelagophyceae, Pelagomonadales, Pelagomonadaceae.
CUCGGGAAGGGCUCUACGUCGACCGCGUUUGGCCAAUCAAGACCACCGCGCUGCCGCUACGCAUUAGACAACGAUGAGCGAGGAGCUGCCGCGCGAGGAGGGGCGGCCGAGCGAGGAGGAGCUGCCGAGCGAGGAGGGGCUGCCCGAGCGACGCAUUUGUGCCGUCGUUCAAGGCGUCGAGCAGUUCGACUGCGUGCACUUGUGCUUCUACCUCUUCAGCUUCUCCAUCAUCGGGUUUGUUCUCGCCGACGUUGCCUCGGGCUGCGUGCUCUUCCUCCUCAUGGUCGCGUUCGCUUUAGCGUUCACAAGCGCGCAAAAAGAAGACCGUUGUCUCAUGCGCGCCGCUCUCUUGAUAUAUGUACUAGGACUGCUCCUCCUGGUCGUGGCCAUCGUCCUGCUCGCCAUGAAAACGCACCGCGUGACGUCGCUGACUCCGGAUCCGACGUGCGAGCCCUGGGCGGGCUCCUGCCAAGAGGGGGGUCUGCGCUCCGACGGGCGCAUCGAGUGCGACGACUGCUCCGACGAGAUAUCCUGCGUGGACCUGUCCGCCGACGGCUAUUGGUGGUCCGAGAGGGGCGCCAGGUACUUCCCGGCAGCGGAAGAUUCUGGCAAAUACUGGGGUUGGGGAAGGAGAAGACGCCUGAACGGGUGCGGACUCCCACAAGAACCCUCCAAGGAGGAAACAAAUGGCUCGUUCGGUGCGAAAGGAGGUGAAGAACAGAUAAGCCGGUGGGAGGAGGCAAAAGAAACGGGUGACUGCCGGCCGCUCUUCACGAGCCAGACCAAGUGCGAAGAAUACUGGGGACGCUGGCAGGACGCGUGGCGCGGGGAGUGGUGCGAUUGGCUCAUCGGCGGGCUCUUCUUCCAGGCGUUACUGUUAUUAUGUAAUAUCGGCUUGAUGCAGAGAAGAACUCGGAAAUCUCCUGUCGACGCGCAAGCCCGACCACUACCGCUCGGGCCGCCGCGCCCCCAACGGCAGCAGUCGGACGUCCAGUGCUCUAUCUGCCUCGGACCGUACAUCGAACGCGCGUGGACGAAGUGCAACCACAGCUUCUGCCGGAGGUGCAUCACGGAAGUGUGUCGGACGAACCCGCCGACGAAUCGAGCCCCGUGUCCGUUUUGCAGGCGGCCCGUGCUUUUGGGCGAGCUCGAGAGACGACCUAGCGUGGCGGACGCGAUUCCGCACGAGCCCGAGCGCAGCGGAUUUGGCGCGCGCUUCUGGGCUUUCGUGACCGCCGAGCCCACUUCGGAGCCGACGGAGAAUGCUUGAGAUUUAUCGGGCCAACCUCGGCCUUCCGCCGAUCGAGCAGUGAGCGUCACACUUGAUCACCCCACUCACUUUCACAUGGUCUUUCCAACCCUCGUACUACGGAUUCCUCUCUGACCCUAGGACAGUAAAAACGUUUGCUUU